AUGGCAAAUGAAGUCUUAUAUCUUUGCAGUCCUGAACCGGCAACUUCAGCUUCUUCCCGGAUGCGGAUUCUUGCAGUGAUCUUUAGCAAAUGGGCAUGUGCUAUUGAAAGAACUCGUGGUGUUGCUGUUGUUACAAUCCGGUCCGAUUCUGUUAAUGGAAUGCGAGGGAGGAAGGAUAAAUUGAUUAUGGGCUGUGACCAAGGAGAAAAUUACAAAAAGAAAAAUGCAGCUGCAGCCCCUUCUGAUGGCAAUUCUACUACGAGGCUUAAAUGCCCAUUUAGGCUGAGAUCUAUUCUGAGUGAGAUUGGUUGGAAGGUGGUGGUUAAAUGUGUGAUGCAUAAUCAAAGACUAGAUAAGGAUAUGUUAGGUCAUGACAUCUUGGAACGUCUAAAAGAUGAUGAAAUAAAGUUUGUGAAUGACAUGACGAAGUACAAUAUGGCUCCAAGGUACCGACUACCACUGCUUGAGAUUGUUGGUGUUACAUCAACAAAAUUGACGUUUUCAGUUGCUUUUACAUAUUUGGAACACGAAAGGGAGGAGAACUUCACAUGGGCACUAGAGAGGCUCAAGGAGUUGUUUUAUUCUGAGAAGUUACUACCAGAUGUCCUAGUAACGGACCGGGAACUUGCAUUAAUGAAUGCCAUUGAUUCUGUGUAUCCAAAUGCGUCUCAUUUGCUGUACAAAUUUGAUGUAUAUCUCAACCACUUCGAGAGUGUAUGUGGUGAUAUUCCAUCAUUUGUCAAGUAUGUGAAAGAAACAUGGCUAACACCAUAUAAAGAAAGAUUUGUUGCUGCAUGGACUAACAGAGUCACUCAUUUAGGGAACACAACAAACAAGGUGGAGUCUGCGUAUUGGAGACUGAAGAACAUGUUGACGACAAGUCGUGAUGAUUUAUGUGCAAGUUGGGAGGCUGUGAACACAAUGUUGAAUUUGCAACAAAGUUCCAUAAGAGUGUCGUUUCAAAAAGGUAUCGUCAACAUUGAGCACCGGAAGACUUUGAAUGACCAUACUUUUCACAGUGAUCGGAUUUCAAGGAUUUAUGUUGAGGGCUAUCGUACCUUUUCUGUGAUAUCUUCAGAUGUUGGGACACAAGUCUUGUCAUCUUCUGCUUGUGCCUUCGAGGAACCUCCUUAA
This is a messenger RNA of Vicia villosa (hairy vetch), 1134 nucleotides long. RefSeq lists its product as uncharacterized. The transcript is spliced from 6 exons. Lineage: Eukaryota; Viridiplantae; Streptophyta; Magnoliopsida; Fabales; Fabaceae. Bases 1 to 1134 code for a protein of 377 amino acids. The record is from RefSeq and is a predicted model, not a curated record.